UAACCCACGCUUAAUUUUCCCCUAUGUUCCUUCUCUCAUCCUCAUUACUCAAGAUUCAACAAAUAUUCCCAUAAAUCCAUGCUACACAAAAAAAAAAAAAAAUCAUUUGGCAAAUACGCGAUGAUUCGCCAAUAAUUUCAAUUUCUUCGCGCGCUUUGGAUGCAUCAUCUGUCAUCCAAGAUGAGCGCGAAGAGCAUGAAAACGGAGAAGAAAGGCACAAUUUUGAUGCAUAAGUAUGAGAUUGGAAAAUUGUUAGGCCAAGGUACAUUUGCCAAAGUCUAUCAUGCAAGAAACCUCAAAACCGGGCAAUAUGUGGCUGUGAAGGUAAUUGACAAAGAAAAAGUCAUGAAAGUUGGCCUAAUUGACCAAAUCAAACGUGAAAUUUCAGUCAUGAGGCUAAUAAGACAUCCAAAUGUUGUUGAACUUUAUGAAGUAAUGGCUAGCAAAACAAAAAUUUAUUUUGCAAUGGAAUAUGUUAGAGGUGGUGAAUUAUUCAAUAAGGUUGCUAAAGGGAGGCUUAGGGAAUCGGCGGCGCGAAAAUACUUCCAACAAUUAAUCGCAGCUGUUGAUUUUUGUCAUAGCCGAGGUGUCUAUCAUCGCGAUCUGAAACCCGAAAAUAUCCUCCUGGACGAAACCGGAAAUCUAAAGGUUUCCGAUUUCGGCCUGAGUGCUCUUUUCGAGACGAAAAGACAAGAUGGCCUCCUACACACGACAUGUGGAACUCCAGCAUACGUCGCGCCUGAGGUAAUAAAUAAAAGGGGGUAUGAUGGUGAAAAGGCGGAUGUUUGGUCAUGUGGGGUCAUUUUAUUUGUCUUGUUAGCUGGUUAUCUUCCAUUCCAUGAUUCAAAUUUAAUGGAAAUGUACAAGAAAAUUAGUAAAGGGGAAUUCAAAUGCCCUGAAUUUUUCCCUUCUGAAGUGAAAAAACUUCUUUCAAGAAUUCUUGAUCCAAAUCCAUUUUCAAGAAUUACAUUGGCUAAGCUAAUGGACAAUCAUUGGUUCAAGAAAGGAUUCAAGCAAAUUGAUAAAACGCCAAUUUUAGAUCAAGCACAAGACGAUUCGCCACGUAGUGUUUUCGAUAUUGUGGAUGAUUCGGAUGCAGAGUGUUCUUCAGGACACAAAGAACAGAGCUCAUCAACAAUGAAGCCAACUUGUUUGAAUGCUUUUGAUAUCAUUUCUCUUUCUCCUGGUUUUGAUCUCUCUAGCUUGUUCGAGAAAGAUAAGAGCCACAGAUCGGAUGCUAGAUUCACGACACAAAAGUCCGCGUCCACUAUCGUAUCGAGGCUAGAGGAAGUGGCUUCGAUGGGGAGUUUUAAGGUGAAGAAGAAAGACGGAAUGGUGAAAAUGCAAGGAAACAAAGAAGGGAGAAAAGGGCAACUAGCUAUUGAUGCAGAGAUAUUUGAGAUUACUCCAGCUUUUCAUGUUGUGGAAGUGAAAAAAAAAUCAGGAGACACUGCAGAAUAUAGAAAGUUUUGUGAUCAAGGCUUAAAACCUUCAUUAAAAGAUAUAGUUUGGACAUGGCAGGGCAAUGAACAAGUGGAAAAUCAAGAAAUCAAACCUUAGAGGUAAAAAUAUAUAAAAAAUAAAAAAAAGUUGCGGGGUAAAGUUUCUCUCUUGGGAAGGAAAUUGAGGGGGCUAAUUAACAUUUUUUCUAUUCUUAAUUGGUUGUUUAAAAAAAUCCUGAAGAAUGGAGGCUGAUUUUCUGCUUCUUUAGAGUAUAAUUGGAACUUAAUUUGGAUAUAUAUAUAUAUAUAUAUAUAUAUAUAUAUAUAUAUAUAUAUAUAUAUAUAUAUACACGUACUGUAUUGAAAGAAGAGAGUAAAAUGAUAAUGCAAAUAUCCCUUUUCUUUAUUCAUCAUCAUGUAAGUUCUGAAGCAACGAUAAAGUUGUGUUUGUGGGUCCUACAUGUCACGGGUUCGAACUGUAGAAUCAGUCACUAAUAUUUGUGUUGGGUAGAUUGCUUGCAUUACAACCCGUGGGUGCGACCCUUCUCCAUAUCCUGCGUGAACGCAAGAUACUUCAUUCACCAAGCUGCCCUCUUUUAUCUUGUAGGCUUUAUGAUCGGAUUUUUUUGUCAUUGCCAUUUUGAUUUGUUGUCUUGCUGUUAUAUGGCUGUUAACUUGUUGGAAAUUUCUAUUAGUGUUUCUCAUGUAAAACAUAUGUAUUACUUGCCUAUUUGUAUUCAUAUAGUUAAUUCCUCUAACAAUUUGUUUAUAAAAA
Lycium barbarum (goji berry) is the source of this 2217-nucleotide messenger RNA. Its product is annotated as CBL-interacting protein kinase 5-like. The transcript is spliced from 2 exons. Bases 160 to 1560 code for a protein of 466 amino acids. Gene Ontology annotation, molecular function: protein kinase activity; ATP binding. Gene Ontology annotation, biological process: signal transduction; protein phosphorylation. The record is from RefSeq and is a predicted model, not a curated record. NCBI's taxonomy places the organism in Eukaryota, Viridiplantae, Streptophyta, Magnoliopsida, Solanales, Solanaceae.